Messenger RNA from Diospyros lotus (date-plum), 2301 nucleotides. RefSeq lists its product as uncharacterized. NCBI's taxonomy places the organism in Eukaryota, Viridiplantae, Streptophyta, Magnoliopsida, Ericales, Ebenaceae. The coding region runs from base 51 to 764 and encodes 237 amino acids. The record is from RefSeq and is a predicted model, not a curated record. The transcript has 4 exons.
CUCAAAGAGCUGCGUAUGCGUGUUGUGUUGAGUUGAGUCGAGUAGCAGUGAUGGCGGAGACGAGAAGGGGAGAGGAGAGAGAGCCGACAAUGGGGAAGAAGAAGAAAGAGGGGAAAGACGAGGAGGGAGAGAAGAUGGAGGAGGAAGGGCAAAACCUGCUGGGACAGCCGAAGUUUAAGAAGCUGGAGAAUGGGAGGUUGAAGUGUGUGGAGACUGGGCACGAGCUGCCCGCCCACUCCAAGGAAUCCUAUGCCCGCGGCAAGCACUGCCGCCUCGGCCUCAUCGACGCCGCUUUGGCCCGCAGCAAGCCCCCUCUCAACAUGUUCCACCAAGACCCUCUCUCCCGGUCGAAGUUAAUAUGUAAGCUGACAGGAGUUACCAUCAAUAAAUCCGAGGAGCAUAUAUGGAAACAUAUCAAUGGGAGAAGGUUCCUGAACAUGUUAGAGAAAAAGGAAGAUGAAAGGCAAAUGGAAGGUGAAAUGCUGGCAGAGCAGGGACAACAGACACAGGAGAGAAUGUCAAGGACAAAAGCCAAGGGUUUGAAGAAAAAGAAAAAGGAGGAUAAGAAUGCCAUCAAAGAUAUCUCAGAGGUUAGGAAUUCUUCUAAUAUGGACAGCAGCUCCAAAGGAGAUGACUUUUGGAUGCCUCCAGUGGGAAAUCGUUGGGACUUUGAUGAGGGAGGAGAUCGAUGGGAUUCUAGUUUGGAGUCAGAAUCAGAAACUGAACCUGCUAAAGAAGAAGAUAUAUACAAAGAAAAGAAAUAGACUGAACGUGAAUCGAUUGUACAAUCUAGCCUAUGUCCAAUUGAAUGCGAAAUUGAUGGACAAGCAAAAAAUGGAGAAAGAAAGGAAUGCUGAUGUGCUAUUUGCUAAUGAUGCUAGUAAUGCACAAAAAUGGAUCGUUGAUGGAGGAGAUGAUGAAGAAGUUGAACUUGGUACGAGGCUCACUUGGGAAGUGGUUGGUGAAGCAUCCGGAGCAAACAAGAUGCUUCAACCUCGAAGAAGUUUUAGGAUAAAAGAGCUUCGUGAAGAUGAUUUUCAAUUAGAAGAAGAAGAUGAGCAUGAAAUCAAUGAAUUUGAUUUUGAGUCUGAUGAAGAUUGUGUGUUAAAAGAAUAUGGAGAGAAAGAAGUCCAAUUAGAUAGUUAGAUCAUUUGCAUAUGGUUUAUGUUGUAUUAUUGCUGCUUCUGUUUUUUGAACCUAGAACUAAUCUAAGGUCCAUAUAAAAUAUUACAUCUAAGGAAUUGAAUUCCAUAUUUACUGUUUGACACAUUAUAUUUUUCAUGGAAUUGAAUUAUAUAGUACAAUCAUUAAAGCAUAUUUUGACAUAUUUUUCAUGAAAAAUUUCAUCUAGGGAAAGGUAGUUUUUGCAAGUUGGAAAAUGUUUUCUUUUCUAACUAAAUGCUAUCAAACACAUCCUAAUAGUUUGUUUUUUCAGGCUUAAUUUCAUUAUUUCACUUAUCUUUCCAACUUUCAUUUAUCUGAAAAUAAUAUCAAAUUGCAUCAAAAAAUUAAAAAAAAAAAAAGAAGACAUUUUUCCUAGGCUCUGCUUAAUCCCCACCUAGGCAUCGUCUAGGCACUAGGCUCUAAUUUGGUGCCUAACUAGUGCCUAGCAUGUUUUAGAACAUUAGAAGAAAUCCCUUCGGAGGAAUAUGAGCCUAGUAAGUCUUUCGAGAAAAGGAAUGCUUUGAGGAAAGUUGUCAUUGUGCGGGGCGAUGAUGGGUUUAUUAUUACAUGAGAGGGAGUUUGGGAGAAGAUCUCCCUUCUUGUUCCUCGGGAGAAUGACUCAACUGGGUGAAUGCCAUGUGAUGCCUGCCAUGUGAAUGAGACUUCUCUGGGAGAGCGUUCUUUUGUGCGAGAUCUGUACUUCCUUCGGGAGAAUGACUCCUACCUUGGAGGUUAGGUUACAACACUUAUACCACAAACUAACCUUGAAACUUGACGAUUACAUUGGUAUCUUAUAAAGAUAGGAAAAAAUAAAAACAAAAACAAAAAGGAAGAGUUGGUGUUUAAGUUCCUCAUAAAUUUGAUCCUAGAAUAAGAACAUGAUUGCUGAUGUGCCAAAUUUGUCCUUAUAUUUGAUUAAUUUGGCACCUCAAUCAUGGGUUAAGAGAUUAUUGCUACGGUUUGUCAACAUUUUUUAUUUUGAUUUCCUCCUAUCCAGAAUCUUCAAAUGUAGCUGCUCUAAUCACCUUCCCAAACCGAGCUGAUUGUUUUUUUUGUUCUCUUUUUUUCUGGAAUGUCUUGCGUCUGAUAUUUACUCAGUAUCUGUAGUUAUUACCUAGAGUUAGAUCUCCAAAAAGA